AUAAUAAUGGUCAUUUUUUGGUUUUGCUAGCUGUACAUGUUUCCCUAGGCUUCUUUGGGUAACGUUUGCGAGGAUAGCUGUUGUGAGCGUUAGGUCCAAUAAUGUUAAGGACCCGGCACCUCAGAGAUGCUGCUGCACGUGGCUGUCCGCAUCACAGGACGAUUCUUCUACAGUACCGUCGAGAAAGGCGCAGCUGUACGCACGUCGGCGCGGCUUCGACUCUGGCUGUACCUCACAUCAACCCAUGCCCAACGCACAUCGACUCCUCCUGCGCUGGCGCUGCGGGCUCUGCUCCUGUCAUCCAGCAUAUUCUUUUGGCCAGCAGUUACGCCCAAAUAAAAGAGGUCUUCGCCGCUCACCGCACAAACUUCAGUCCCACGGACUUGACCGUGGCAUGGGUUCGGCUGGCCAAGAUCAGCAGCCG
Molecule: messenger RNA, 424 nt
Organism: Astrephomene gubernaculifera
Lineage: Eukaryota; Viridiplantae; Chlorophyta; Chlorophyceae; Chlamydomonadales; Astrephomenaceae
Source: the annotation of a GenBank genome assembly